Molecule: messenger RNA, 2106 nt
Organism: Physeter macrocephalus (sperm whale)
Lineage: Eukaryota; Metazoa; Chordata; Mammalia; Artiodactyla; Physeteridae
Gene: CIB2
Product: calcium and integrin binding family member 2
Exons: 7
Coding region: 425-1066 (213 amino acids)
Biological process (GO): calcium ion homeostasis
Cellular component (GO): cell periphery; stereocilium; cytoplasm
Molecular function (GO): calcium ion binding; magnesium ion binding
Source: RefSeq, a predicted model, not a curated record
UGGGAGCCGGGUGCCCGCCCUCUCCCCGCCGCGGGGCGGAGUCGCCACGCUUGGGGUCCGCUCCCCACCUCCCAGGCUCCCGCCCCGCCCCCGCCGGGUGGGCUGCGGGGCGCGGCGCCUUGAGGCCGGGCGGCGGGUCCGGCGGCCGUCGGAAGCUGCCCGCCGAGGGGCUGACGAGGGCCGCGGGCGCGGAGCUCCGGCGGCCGCUGAUGGGAGGCGGCCUCCGGGAGAGCAAGCGACGGCGCCGCAGCCACCAUGGGGAACAAGCAGACCAUCUUCACCGAAGAGCAGCUGGACAACUACCAGGUGAUGGCGAUGCUGCUGGUCCAGGAACCACACCUUGAGGACCAUUGAUGUGGACAGAUGUGCCCAGUGGAAACCCUAGAUAUGCAUCCUGUGGGCCUGCUUUCUUGGGUCCUCCUCAAUGUGCAGUGCAAUUGCCCCGGGGCCAGGGGCUCCAGGUCUCAUCCAGUGCAAGCCAGGCUGUCUGCAAGCCUGUACCGUGGCCAUUAGUCCCUCGUCGGAGCCAGCUCUGGACUGCACCUUCUUCAAUAAGAAGGACAUCCUCAAGCUCCACGCCCGCUUCUAUGAGCUGGCCCCCAACCUCGUCCCGAUGGACUACAGGAAGAGCCCCAUUGUCCACGUGCCCAUGAGCCUCAUCAUCCAGAUGCCGGAGCUCCGGGAGAAUCCCUUCAAGGAAAGGAUUGUGGAGGCUUUUUCUGAGGAUGGCGAGGGGAACCUCACCUUCAACGACUUUGUCGACAUGUUUUCUGUGCUCUGUGAGUCGGCUCCCCGCGACCUCAAGGCAAACUACGCCUUCAAGAUCUACGACUUCAACACGGACAACUUCAUCUGCAAGGAGGAUCUGGAGAUGACGCUGGCCCGGCUCACCAAGUCGGAGCUGGAUGAGGACGAGGUGGUGCUCGUGUGUGACAAGGUCAUUGAGGAGGCCGAUCUGGACGGCGACGGCAAGCUGGGCUUCGCCGACUUCGAGGACAUGAUCGCCAAGGCCCCCGACUUCCUCAGGUGCCUUCCCGAGGGGCUGGCAUGGGCAGGGCAGGCCUGAAUGGGGGCCGCAGCCAGGAGACCCCGCGGGGCUGAGGCACUGUCACUGCUCCCGAGAGCAGUGGUCCCGGCAGGCCCUGUGUGGGCUGGGAGGCAGGUCACGUUCCAGGCCCAGCUGCUCUCAGUGUGUGACUGGGAAGUCCUCUGUCCCCAGCAGGGCCAGUCUCUGGUGAAGGAUAGAGACUGAGGGCCCUUUGGUUAUGUCGGGGGUUGGAUGCCCUGGGCACAGCUGGUCCUCCAGGCCUUCCUUCCCUCAUGCAGAUUGUUUGCAUCCUCUGCACCCUCCUGGAGGAACUGUCCAGGGUUGGGUGUGGGGCCUGGUUGGCUUUCUGCUGAGGACCUUUUCCCACCCAGUCCAGAGCCUCUCAGCCCCUCUUGCUCUUUCUCUUUCCAGCACUUUCCACGUCCGGAUCUGAGGACAGUGCCGAGGUUGCAGGGGCCAGAAGCCGACCAUCCAGCUCUGCUGCCUACACGAGUGUGACCUCCAGGCUCCCCAGAAGAGGAGCUGUGGCCUCUGGGGUUUACACCCACGCACAUUUCCUUGGCCCUUUCGGCAAAAAAUCCUUAACCAGGGAAGGGGGCAUGUGAGGAGCAGGGCCUUUCCCAGUCCCCCUGUGGUCCCUCCACAGGCCUUCCCUCUAUCCCCCCAACCUUCCCCACACCCUGGUCCUCUCCCCAUCAGAAAUGGCCCUACUGGGAGGGGAAGACAGAACCCCUAACAGGGCAGGGGUGCUGACUUGUCCAAGUGCUGGGUGGGCACCCUGGUUGCCCAGGGCAAAGUGAAAAAAAAAAGGACAAGGUUUAACGAGCUAUGCAAUCUUUCUCCAAAACCCACAGCUGGGCUACACCUGACCCCGCCUGUUCCUUCUCCCCUGACCCUUCCCAAUGUGCAGCUGUGUGAACAGUGGGUCCAAGGGCUCUGUCCCUGUCUCUGUCCAGGACCUGAGCACCACCCCAUCUGCCCUCCCCAAUGAUGUGGAAUCCUCACUGGUGUUUGCUGUCCACAGAUUUGUGAACUCCUGGUACAGUAAAACACUUUCA